UACGUUUUUUAAAAAAAAUUGAGGUGCUAAGAUUCUGUGGCUGUAGAAUGGUGCAUCAUAUAAAAAUGAUGUGCAUGCAUUUAUAAAGAUGUUUAUUGGGCAGACCUCUGGAAAAAGGAGGAGCCAUGCAGUCUGGAUAGUUGAUGGUUUGCUUUUGUGAAGUUAAUGCUCUGUUAUGGGCUGGGCUUUUGUUUGCAAGCACACCAAUGGCAUGCAUACUAACAGUUUCCCACUGUUUGUGGGAAAUCUAAAAUGGGUUGAGAGGCCACAUGGGUACAAUGAAGCCUAGUCAGUUGCACAACUCUGUUAAUCUGAGCAUGCUCUGACAUUGGGGGGGGGAGGGAUUCCUGAAUAACAGGUUCAAGAAAGUGAGGGCUGCAAAGGCAGGAGUCAACUAAGUCUUUGAGGAGGGGUCUUAAAAGUUUUUUUAAAAACUGACAUCAAGUAAAGCAUUUGGAGUGGGCAAGCAAGCACAUGCUGGACUGAAUCUGCAAUUUUUGGUUGGCAAAGCUGGAUGAGUAGAAGACUCAAACCUAUUUAGGUACCCUGAGAGGAAAGUCCUACAAUAGAGUCAUUUUAAGUUUGAGAUCCAAACCAAUCAAGGAAUUUCUCCACUUGAUAGCCUCUCUAGUUGGCAGACCAGUUAUUGGAAGCUUCAGCAGAAGCCUACAUAAAUUCCAAAUCCAAAUAAAGAAUGAGGAGAAAAAUAGCAGCAAAGCGGAAUAUGGUGGCCCAGUACUUCCAGUGUCAGACACCAUUUGAACAACGAGCGCAACCAGUGGUGAAAAUGGAAAAAGAUCCAGACCCACCAGGCUCUGAUCCAUUAGGCAUUUCAGAAGGCUCAGUAAAAACAUAUCGUAUUGUACCAGUAGGAACAGGAGGUAGUGGUCUUCGGCUAGUAACACCACAGCAAAGCAGGAAUGAACGACUAGAGGCACCCCAACGCUGGGAAAUCCAAGGGCAGGAAUUGCCGACUCCAGAACUUACCCCAGUCCAAUCACCUGCAUGGAGGAAUCUGCAAGUACCAGAACUUACCUUAACAGAAGACAUUGAGAGCUACUUGACUACUUUUGAAGAUGUGGCCGAAGCCUGCAAAUGGCCACGGGAACAGUGGGUGACCCGAUUGGUGCCAGCCCUCAAUGGAGCUGCCCUCCAGGCCUACAACAGCUUGGAUCCCAGAGAAAGUGGGGAUUAUGGGAAAGUAAAAGCUGCAAUUUUACGAGAAGAUGCAGUCACUCUGGAGAGGCAGAGGCAGCAUUUCAGGCAUUUCCGUUACCAGGAGGCUGAAGGGCCCCGUGACGUCUGUUCUCGGUUGCGGGGGCUCUGCUAUCGCUGGCUGGAGCCAGAGACACGCACCAAGGAACAGAUUGUAGAACUGUUGAUCCUAGAGCAGUUUCUAACUAUCUUGCCCGAGGAAAUGCAAGAAUGGGUUCAGGAAUAUCGUCCGAAGACCUGCAUUCAGGCAGUAACCUUGGCAGAACAUUUUCUUCUGAAGCAGCAAGACAAUGAGAGAUGGGAUCAACAGGUGCUAGGGCCGUAUAUGCUUGAGGAGUCUGUGACUUUACCAGAAAGUGAGCAAGUAGUCUCAGAUACCCGGCAGGUGCUGUGCAGAGAAAAUAAGGAAGAGCUGAAUGAGCAUGCUUCCUCAGUAGCAGGUGAUGAAAUACAGACUAAAAAUGAGGAAGAGUAUCUGUUACAGGAAAGUUCAAAAAGACAGAGAAAUCGCCUUCUUCCCAAUUUGCAAGCGACUUCCUUUGCUCACCAGACACCCAACAGUCAGCUAGCUUUGAAAAAACAGCCCUUGCACAAGCAAGAAACGCUUUUCCCUUGCCCUGAAUGUGGGAAGAACUUCUCACGUAAAUCUACCCUGACCAGACACCGGAGAGUACAUACAGGGGUCAAACCCCAUCAGUGCACUGAAUGUGGGAAAAGAUUCUUGCACAAAUUCAACCUGGUGAACCACAUGAGGACCCAUGUGCGAGAAGAAUCAAGCCGUUGUUCAUUGUGUGGGAAAAAUGCAAAGCGGAAUUCAGGGCAAGGGAGCCAAGAGCGAAAGGCUGGGUGUUGUGAAUGCACAGGCAGUUCAGAACUACAAUACAAUGUGGAACAGACAGCACAAGACACAGGCGAAUCCUUUAACUGACUUGAAUCCUAGGAAGAAAAACAGUAUAGCUGACUUGAAUGUGCAAAGAAGUUUUUAGGAAAUAACUCUAAAUCAGGGAAAUGUUCUGUGCCCUAGAGCAGUGAUGAUGAACCUUUUCAGCACCAAGUGACCAAACCGGAACACGCAUGCAUGCGUGCGGGCUGGAGUACCAGAAACCCAAAGACCAGCUUGCCGGUGCUCAUGCGUGCGCUGGCCAACUGGUGUUCGGAUUUCCGGCACGUGCUUGCACACUGGCCAGCUGAUCUUCGUGCCAGAAACCCGAAGACCAGCUGGCCAGCGCAUGCAUGCCUGUUUUUUUGGCCGUUUUCUGGCACCCGCAAAACCCAGAUUCAGCAGCGGGCUCUGUGUGCCACUUCUGGCACGCAUGCCAUAGGUUCGCCAUCAUGGCCCUAAAGUCUUCUAGAAGCCAGAACCACUUUCUGAUGACAAGGCAGUUACCCUGAAUAUUGAUCAAAGCAAAAAUGCCUUCAAUAGCUUAGUUCGCCUAUUGAAUGUUUUGUUAUUUGUUAAUUUCUAAAAUCAUCCAGGGGAAGGGAAGGGGGAAGAGCAGCAAAGUUGUAACCUUCAGUGAUAAUAGAAAUAUUGUCUUCUUGAUAUCACAGUCAGAAGAAAGUUAGACAAUCACAUAGCCAAAGCUAAUGGAAAUCCAAUUCCACCCCUCACCAGAAAUCAAAAUGUGAUUGACCAUAGAAAGUACACUUUGAUAUAUGAGUAUACUGAAAGCUGUCUGAUCUUUAAAUAGUUUCAAGAUUGGACCCCUUCUUGUAUUCUCAGAAGAGAUGCUCUCAUGUCAGAAUGAAACAUUUCAAAGAUGGAAUGGUUCAACCUCAAAAUGUUUUGCACACUCAUAUACUUAAAUAAACUGAGAUAUUUGAGGCUCUGCAACUGGAUACAGAAUUGCUUUCAUAAAUAAAAAAUUUGCAAAAGUCCUAAACAAUAAAAAAUAAAACAAAUCUUGCUUUCAGGUUGAUUAGUCAUGUUCUUAAGUGCAAAAAUGUCUUUAUUUGCUCAUGCAUAAAAAUCAUAUGGACAUAAGCUUAUCCAGUCAUAUAUUAGCUAAUUAAUGAUAUAUGAUAUUUUUACAAAUCUGGGCAAAUUGCUAGUGUAGACAAAUGUGUAAUGGAAUGUCACCUUAAAGGCCUUCAAUCCAGUGCCUCUUUUGUGGAGAUCUUGAAAACUCUGUAUUUGAAACUGUGAUAAGAGGUGUGGACUGUUCUGUUGAUCUGUCAAUUUUGUGUGUGUUUUUUUAAUAGUGCCUCAAUAAGGGAUGGUAAAAUUCACAAUAUUUGUUGUUCAUUGGAACUUUUUUAUUAGAACUUUCUUUCCUAGGAUGUUUGUUUCCAAAAAUAAUCACCAGAGUCAAGAUAAAUCCUAGCGAAUGACCCGGCUUAGCAGAUAUCCUAGUCAGAAAUACAAGGAAUUUGAUUUAACUCAUCUGAAUUACAUCUCUUGGAGAAGUUGGCCUCAUUUCCAAGGAAAUUUGCAGUUUGUGUUGUCAGACAAUAGUUCUCAGUAGCACAUGACAAACUUUUGAAAUGGUGACUUUAAAAACUGAUUUGGCUAAGAAUUGAGGAAUCUUGUGUUUUGAAGAUGGGACAAAAAUCCAAUUGAGUGCAGGUUUUCUAAUUUCAUCUUCUGGCUGUUUGUAAAUUCCUGUCAAGCACAUCGUAAGUAUUUCAGGGUUGUCUAACACUACCAAUUUUAAUCCCUCUAACACUGUUGAUAUACCAAAACUGCAUGUUUGGAAUUUUGCAAUGGUUAUAACUGCACAUAUAAAUGUUAGUUUUUUUAAGAGAAAAAUGUUUUUGUAAUUUUUUAUUAAAGCUUUAUUUUUUUCUAGUUUGCACAUUAAAAGAAGUUUAAUGUUGUAA
Molecule: messenger RNA, 4035 nt
Organism: Thamnophis sirtalis
Lineage: Eukaryota; Metazoa; Chordata; Lepidosauria; Squamata; Natricidae
Source: RefSeq, a predicted model, not a curated record